AGUGCCAUUUAAACCAUUCUGAAGAUGACCACUUCACUAUAAUGGUCUUGAAAUUGAGGAGAGCUUAUGGAAACUGUCAGUGUGUAGUGUGGUGUUAAUGUUUUGGAUUCAGACUAGUGAUUACUAUUUUAUAAUCAUUGUUUAAAAUGCUUGAAAUCAGAAUAGAAAUGAAUUUGCCGAUCGAAAUUAUGCUUGUUAUGGAGGAACUGGAAGUAAAGAAUAGCAACCUGCUGCUCUGGAAGCUAAGAACUUUGUCCUCCAGCCAGACUGACUCAUUAAUGUACAAACCAAGAGAAAAACAGAGGUUGAGAAAAUUCUGGCACGCAAAAACCAUAUUAAAAAAGCCACCAGUUUUGAUUCGACUGCCAUCUUGUAUUUUGGCAUCCAGACCUGCAUAAGCUGAAGAUUUCCUGUGGAAAACUCGCCAGCUUUAAUUGACAAUAAUAAACCUAAAUUUACUCAAAGGCACACUGAUCUGACCUUGGUCGAACGUCAUCGUUUGUUCUGAUCUUGCUGGUGGAUCAUGGUGUAUAUCCACGUGACGCAUAUUACUGCUCUGCUAUCAUCUUGUGUAUCCUUUGGCCUCAUAAUAUGGAGUCGCAGAUGGGAUGGAGAAGUCGGUGUAUUGUGUUUGUUUUGCUGGACCUUCAGCUUCAUCGGCUCUCUUUUGAGCCUACUGAUGGAGAUUUUCGCGUUCCACAAAAGUGUCAGGCCAUUAUUCUGGCGCAACAUUCUCACGACCAUCUCCAGUUAUGCAGCGUUGUUCUGUCUUAAUGCGUCCAUCAUCUUUCCACACUACUUUCUAAAAGGCCAAGAGGACAACGAGUUCUACAGCCACUGCAUAGUGGCCGAGAUCUUCUCAUGCAUAGCUACACUGGGGCACCUUGCAGAAGUUUGGAUUAUGUGGAUUAAGUCAAAAUGCUAUAUGGCAACUGGACCAGGUCUGCUACAGGUGUCUCAAACGUACAUAGCAAGCACCAUAUUUUUCUUCCUCGUCAAUGCUGUGUCAUUCAAAGACCACCCAGCUGUGAUAUGGAGCUUGGCUGUGUAUUGCAUGUGCUUCAUCUGCACAUUUGCCAGCAUCAUAUGCUGUGCAUUUCAGAACAAACACAAUCGAAUAUGGCUAAAAGGAUUCAACCUGCUUGCUGCUGUCAUGUACCUGAGUGCCUCCUGGCCUGUAUUCCAACUCAGCCAAGAUCUGGGUCAAAUCGUCGGCCCUGGGUCAUGCCAAGAUGACCUGGGACUAUGGCCUGAGACUAGAUUGCUAGUAGUGGUUGCGCUAACUGCCCUUAACUUCCUGCUUUACUUGCUCAGUGUAUGCUGUUGCUGCAUGUUACCUUCCAGUGGUGAUGAUGAUGAAGAAGAAAAAGAGCACAGGACAAGCACCUCUGACCCCUGUCCCACACAAAUGUCAGAUGAAACAUGGGCAGUUUUGCCAGUAGCACAGACCAGAGAUCUACAACAACACAACACGACAAGCAACAAGCUGAUCCUGAGCAGGACAGAUCUAAGAAUCGAACAACCUUCUAUCAACAUUCACAAUUCUAAUAUUCAGAUUAUUGUUAAAACAUAAAAUACAAUUACGAGAAAUGGGAGAACAGGUUAAUAGUAUGUCUACUGCUUUAAAUACAUAAUGAGAAUUGUUCCAUAAUCACGUUGCACCACACCUAAUCCUAAACAUGCUUUAUUUUAGUGUUUUAUUUUAUAUUGCAGAAAAGACAUGGUUUCUAGGCACUAUGUAUGUACAUUUAAGAUGAGCUGCUUUUAAAAUCUACAAAGUAGCAUGCUAAAUAAUCUGAGACAAUUAAAAUAAAUUAUGGUUUCACUGUACUGUUAGAACCAGCUCGGAAAAUUGUGUUUUGUAUCAAUAAAUUAAUUUCCUGUUAAGUAUAUCAUGUGGUAUGUA
Messenger RNA from Pangasianodon hypophthalmus (striped catfish), 1906 nucleotides. RefSeq names its product myeloid-associated differentiation marker homolog. Lineage: Eukaryota; Metazoa; Chordata; Actinopteri; Siluriformes; Pangasiidae. The coding region runs from base 524 to 1573 and encodes 349 amino acids. Gene Ontology annotation, cellular component: membrane. The transcript is spliced from 2 exons. The record is from RefSeq and is a predicted model, not a curated record.